Molecule: messenger RNA, 381 nt
Organism: Ostertagia ostertagi
Lineage: Eukaryota; Metazoa; Nematoda; Chromadorea; Rhabditida; Trichostrongylidae
Source: the annotation of a GenBank genome assembly
AUGAACGUAUUCGUUGCGCGACUUCACCAUUCAUUGACAUCUGGUGCAAAUAUGAACGUUGUGAUGAAUUGCGUCAUGAAGCGUCCGCACUUCAAAUUGUUUCGAAUGAGCGUGGAGGAGCUGUUGGGAGAGAAGGAACUUCAGCUGCAGAUACACGAAUUCGUGAAGACAUCCUCAUUGUCUCCAGAACUCAAAAAUGCAAUGCUUGUCAACGCAAAACAAUACUUUGAACUAGUGACGAAGAUCGAUAAACAUAAACAGGUAGCUGCUUUCAUGAAGCAGUUCGCAACAAAAACGAAAACUAUCACGGACAUUGUGAGAGGCUUAGGAGAGCUGUUGUUGCCUCGACAUCCUGAAGCCUUUUUGGGUAAGCGAAACUGA